AUGUGGACACAGAGGCGGUGGGCGGCACUCGCAGUGUUGUCAAUAAUCUCACUGCUGUCAGAGGAGGCGGCUGCUAUUGAAGUCCCUCUGGACCCAAAGAUCCAGCAAGAGCUGAAACAGCCCCCCACCAUUGUGAAGCAGUCACUAAAGGACUACAUUGUGGACCCCAGAGAUAACAUCAUCAUUGAAUGCGAGGCCAAGGGGAACCCAGUGCCAACGUUUCAGUGGCGGCGGAAUGGAAAGUUCUUUAAUGUGGGUAAGGACCCACGGGUGACCAUGAGAAGUCGAUCUGGAACACUAGAGAUCAGAAGCAGUGGAAAACCAGAAGAUUAUGAAGGAGAAUACCAGUGCUUUGCCUCCAACAACUUGGGCACAGCCAUUUCCAACAAAAUCCUGCUUCGAGUGUCAAAGUCUCCGCUGUGGCCAAAGGAGGUUUUGGAACCGGUAACUGUGCGUGAGGGAUCACCGCUCGUCCUGGCCUGCAACCCUCCUCCUGGUCUUCCCCCUCCUGAAACCUUCUGGAUGGACAGCUUCAUUAUGCCUAUAGCACAGGACAGGAGGGUGUCAAUGGGCCUGAACGGUGACUUGUUCUUCUCCAACGUUCUGGCUAAAGAUGCCAAGACUGACUACAGCUGCAAUGCUCGCUUCGAGUUCACACACACCAUACAGCAGAAGAACCCCUACACACUUAAAGUGCAAACAAUGCGUAAUAUACCGGAAACCCAGCCCACCUUUCUAUCUCCAACGGGCUUGUCCAGCACCAAGAUGGUGCUCAGAGGAGAAGAACUUCUCCUGGAGUGUAUAGCAGCUGGAGUACCAACUCCUACCAUUACCUGGUCCAAAAGAGGAGGAGACCUGCCAACGAAAAAAGUCAGGAUUGGGAACUUCGAUAAAACCUUACGCAUUCUCAAUGUGUCUGAGGAAGACAUUGGCAGCUACACCUGCAUGGCCAGCAACAGAAUUGGCAGCAUUCGCCACACAGUUGAAGUCCAGGUCAAAGCUGCUCCAUUUUGGCUAGAAAAGCCCAUCAAUCUGGUUCUUGCCCCUGAUGAGAGUGGACGGUUAGUGUGCCGUGCUAACGGGAGUCCCAAACCCACUAUUCAAUGGCUGGUGAAUGGAGAACCCAUUGAAAGUUCACUCCCCAACCCCAAUCGGAGAGUUCUUGAUGACACGAUCAUAUUUGAGACGGUUCAGUUUGAAAGCAGUGCAGUUUACCAGUGUAACGCCUCCAAUGAGCACGGUUAUCUUCUGGCAAAUGCUUUCGUCAGUGUUUUGGAUAUGGCACCGCGGAUGCUUGGCCCGAAAAACCAGCUGAUCAAAGUCAUUGAAAACAACAGGACCUUCCUCGAGUGUCCUUUCUUUGGCUCACCGCUCCCUUUACUUCGCUGGUUUAAGAAUGGACUUGGCAGUGGUUUGGAUGGUGGUCACUACAGGCUAUACCACAAUGGCACUUUGGAGAUCAAGCAGGCCCGGACAGAAGACCAGGGCACCUACACCUGCGUCGCCAGCAACAUUCUGGGCAAGAUGGAGAAUCAAGUGCGCCUAGAGGUUAAAGAGCCCACAAGAAUAGUCCGCGCACCUGAACAUAAGACGGAACCCAGAGGAACCACAGUUCGAUUCGACUGUCGAGUUAAACAUGAUCCUUCCCUUCCUGCUACAGUCACAUGGCUGAAAGAUGAAAAGCCUCUGAGCUUCAGCUGGAUUGGCCGGUUGAAAAAGGAUGAUGAGUCCUUGACUAUUUACAAUGUCAAUCCAGACGAUGGAGGAACCUACACAUGCACAGCCAAAACUGAGAUAGACGAGGACACUGCCUCAGCUCGCCUUACUGUUACAGAGAAUGACAGCUCGUCUGCUUCAAAUCGUAGUGCCUCUGCAGGUCGACCCGACCCACCUCAGGAUCUGGAACUCUCGGACCCUUCAGCACGCAGUGUCAGACUCACCUGGGUGCCCGGAAAUGAAAACAACAGUCCUGUUACACAUUUUCUAGUCCAGUUUGAAGAGGACAGGUGGGAGCCAGGGAAGUGGCAGAACCUGUCAAUUUAUGAUUGGAACCUAAACUCAGUUAACCUUCAGCUAUCACCAUUCGUCAACUACCAGUUCAGAGUAAUUGCGAUCAAUGCUGUGGGUCAGAGUCAACCCAGCCACCCCUCUGCACGUUAUCAGACCAGCGGAGCCCCUCCUGAUGUUGUACCAAGUGGACUUAAAGGGUGGGGAAGCAAAAAAAACAACAUGGAGAUCACAUGGCAGGCCAUGCAGAACACAGAGAGGAAUGGGCCAAACCUGCGAUAUGUGCUCUCCUGGAGAAGAAAAGACACAGAAGAAGAGUGGAAUAACAUCACCACAGCCAAAACAAAACACGUUGUCCAUAAUACAGACACCUACGUUCCUUAUGAGAUCAAAAUACAGGCUGUCAAUGACUUUGGACAUGGCCCAGAGUCAAACAUGGUCAUCGGUUAUUCUGGGGAAGACAAACCAUCCGCUGCACCAACAGAUCUUAGGGUGUCAAAGAUCAAUAGUACCAAAGUCAAUAUUCACUGGGAGCCUGUGGAGCAGAGCAGUGUGAAUGGAGAAUUUAAAGAAUACAAGUUGUACUACUGGCGGGAGGCCAGCCUCAUAAAGGGCCUGAAAGUAAAUAAGACAAAGUUGCAUAAGGGAUUCUUUACCACAGCAGAACAUCCCUCUGGCAUCCUGACUGAGCUCUAUCCAUACAGCAAAUAUAAGAUGUAUAUGGUGGUUGCUAACCGAGAACAUGAAGGGCCGCAAAGCAAUACUGUGGAGUUUUACACCAAGGAGGGAGAGCCAGGGGCUCCAAAAUACUUUAGGAUUCUAAGGCACACGGACGUGGUUCACCUGAAGUGGGACAAACCACUGGAGCCAAACGGUGUCCUGAUUGGAUACACACUCCAGUACCACACAGUGAACGGGACACAGGCGGGAGAGAGGAAAGUCCAGAGUUUCCCACCCAAUGUGACGGAGUACGUCAUGAAUCUGCCUCACCGCUUCACGCGCUUCAAGUUCUUCCUAGCAGCCCGUACGCAGGUCGGAGCAGGAGAAGUGUACGCUGUCGAGUCUCCACACUUCACCAAUGAAGGCACCCCAGAUACUGACUCUACAGUUGUAGCCGUUAACUUUACAGAUGGCUUGAUGUUCGAAAUUCCUCCUCCUCCCCUUCCCCCCUCCACUGACCCAAACCCAACAAUAUUCACCCCAGAACCAACUCCACCAGUCCCUACAACUGCUGCUCCAACCAAACCUACUACCACCACCACCACCACCACUACUACUACUACAACUUCUACUACUACUACAACUACCACAACUACUACAACAACCACCACUACUACAGCAGCUUCCACCACAGUUGCUCCAGUUCGGCCCGUGCCUCCCAAAACAGUGGAUUGGAAAAUGCUGGCUCCGAAUGUAAAGAUCUGGAAUCUGACGGUGGAUGCUAACAAUGACAAUGCUAACGUCAGCUGGAAGCACAACUUCUCCGUUGACAGCAGCAAGUUUGUUGUAGAGUUCACACUGGACAGUAAUGGGUCGAUGACGAGCAUUCAAGUAAACCAGCAGCCUCACAUUAAGCUGGCUGGGCUGGUGGCUGGGGCCAAGUAUCGGUUGCGGGUCUAUUCGCAUGAGCACAACUCCAUCAGCAGCGACUAUGUCACGUUCGAGACAGGCAGAGCCUAUAAGGAGCAGGAAGACAUCGCUACUCAGGGCUGGUUCAUUGGGUUGAUGUGUGCCGUCGCUUUAUUGGUUCUGAUUCUGCUCAUUGUUUGUUUCAUCAAGAGGAGUCGUGGAGGAAAAUACCCAGUGAGAGAGAAGAAAGACCUCCCCUUAGAUCCCGUCGAUCAUAAAGACCAAGAUGGAUCAUUUGACUAUCACAGCGACGAAGACAACAAGCCGUUACAGGGCAGCCAAACGUCCCUGGACGGGAACGUUAAAGAAAGCGAUGACAGUCUCGUGGACUACGGCGAAGGAGGAGAUGGACAAUUCAACGAGGAUGGUUCCUUCAUCGGCCAAUACACAGUAAAGAAGGACAAAGAGGAGACAGAAGGAAAUGAGAGCUCAGAAGCCACAUCACCUGUCAAUGCCAUCUACUCUUUGGCAUAG
Molecule: messenger RNA, 4110 nt
Organism: Danio rerio (zebrafish)
Lineage: Eukaryota; Metazoa; Chordata; Actinopteri; Cypriniformes; Danionidae
Gene: nfasca
Product: neurofascin homolog (chicken) a
Biological process (GO): cell adhesion; axon development
Cellular component (GO): plasma membrane; cell surface; growth cone
Source: RefSeq, marked validated